GCCUCACCCGCCCCGUCGACUCGCCCUCCCGAGCAGCGGUGCACCGCUGCGGCGGAGUCCUUGACGGGGACGAGUAGCAGGGUAAACACGACAAAACACCGCAGCUUUUAUGAAGACAAGCAGAUUCUUGCCGGAAGGCGGCAACCAGACUGGCUGCAGCUGAGCCUUUCAGGCUGUGUUGAGAGGAAAAAAGAGAGGGAAACACAGAUCAAGAGAUCCAGCUGUAUAAGGAGAAAAGAGGGAGACGGCUGCUGACUCAAUGUCUUCGCCUUCAAAUAAAAGAUCUGGUUCUGGAACACGCAAAUUCAGCCUGCUGAAGGCCCUACAGCCUAAGCAUCGUUUGAAACAAAUGGUGUCGUCUCCCACUGCAUCCCCUGUUUUUGACUAUUGCAGGUUUAUAGAGCUAGACUACACACCCAUGGAGUCAGGCAUUAUGGUCUCUAUGAGACAGAGCAGAGGAUUUCUGACACCAAAGUCCCCGGAACACCACUGUCGACGGAGUCCAGCACCUGUCAGUAACCGUGAUCCAUAUGGAAAUGCCUCUCUCAGUAGCAGUAGCAAUUCAGGGUCAUGCAGGGGCAGUGAUGGAAGCCCAACCCAUAGGCGUAACUUAAAACACACCUCCUGCAAUGAUAACCAUGGUAUCCGGCCUCCUCCACCUGAGCAAUACCUUACACCUCUGCAGCAGAAAGAAGUGUGUAUAAGACACCUAAGAGCACGGCUUAAAGAGACCAUCGACAGACUGCAGGACAGAGACACUGAGAUCGAUGAGUUGCGUACUCAGUUGUCUCGUAUGCAAGAAGACUGGAUUGAGGAGGAGUGCCACCGUGUGGAGGCCCAGUUAGCUUUGAAAGAAGCUCGCAGGGAGAUCCAGCAGCUUAAACAGGUUGUCGAUGUUGUCCGAUCCAGUCUGGGAGACAAUGACAUAGGGGUGCAAAAGUGCUUCCAAGACAUCAACCUCCAGAACCACAAGCUGGAGACUUUAUUGCAGAACAUGGAGCUGGCUCAAACCGGGGCUGUCAAAGCAGUAGAAACCCCAGGAGGUGGAGGGUUGGUGGGGGCAGGGCUGGAGGUCAGCGAGGGUCUGGCGGAGUCAUCUGAUGGCUCUCCAGCUCGCUCGCUAACUCGCAGCUCUACCUACACCAAGCUGAGCGACCAGGGCGGUCCGGAAUGUGGCGGUAACGAAAAUGGUUGUGACGUUCCAUGUUUGUCAGGCGAGGGCACGCAAGACAGCGGGUUUGUUUGCAGUGGAGAAAGCGGAAGAGGAGCCAGCAAGGCAGACCUUCUUCUGGAAGCUGCGUUUCUGUCUCAAGAGACAGCCUUGCUGCUCAAUGCGUACUCUCGCCUGCCACACUCCUCCACCUAUGAGGGGCUCUGCAACAGCGAGCCCAGAGUAGUGCCACUCCGCUGUAGCGGGUUCGAGACGGGGUCCAGUGUGAGUCUUAGUAAUCCCUGUCUAUCGCACCAUCAUCUAUACCUGCACCACCUUCGGGAGCAAGCAAUUCAAACCGACUAUGACCAUGACCCAGCCUCGCCUCCUGCUCAUGGACCCAGUACAUCCUUUAACUCUGAUCUGGACACUAUUGCUGAGCGCACCUUCCGCUCUCAGGCCUGCAGCCCAACCUCUACCUGGAUGUCUGACGAAGGAGGUGACCUGGAAUCAGUUGCAAUGGAAUCCGCUGUUACAGCAACAGUUGCCACCACAGCAUCUAUCAUCAUGGAAUCUAUUUCCACUAAGUCUGCUCCGGUUGUUACAGUGCAGUCUUGGGGACCAUCUGCAUCUACUGCAAAAGGAUCUGUGUCUCUAGCACUGAACACCACUGAGACCUCUGUCAUGGAGUCUACUGUUUCAGAGUUCUCUCCAGUUUUACCAGUCGUCACAACUGCUCUGACCACAGAGACCACCGAAUCCCCAGUUACCAACUUGGUUUCACCUCAGCCUAGCAGAGACCCUUUGCUAAGUCCUGGCAAUUCCCCCUGCUCGGCACAGUCAUCGGUUGGGAAAGAAGAAGGGACCCUCCCACAAACAACUCAGCCUCGUAGUGCACUGUCAGAGGCUGGGGUUAUGGGGGAUCAUGUUAUAAAUAUAGGUGCAGAUGCUGAUGAUGAAAUCGAUGAGAUUGCUACAGACAAUGAGUCAAAAUCGUCUGGAUGUGGUUUACCUGCAAAGAACUACUGGAGCCGCCACUUCCUUGUGGAUUUGCUUGCAGUGGUUGUGCCAGUGGUCCCCACAGUUGCGUGGUUGUGUCGGGGCACACACCGUAACAGUCAGCCAAUGUACCAUAUUGGUUCUCUUAUGCGGGGUUGUUGCACUGUGGCCCUACAUUCUCUACGUCGAGGAGGAGGUCUUCGGCACUACCCCGCAGGAGGAGGGGGUCCGGGGGGAAUGAACAUAUGAGACCAGUUCUUCACCCUUGGGAAGCUUGGAAGGGUGGUUAAAACAUUUAAGAAUUGAGACCGAAUUAGUGCUCUCUGUUGGAGCUGUCCUCCUCUGUACACUUCUCUACAUAAGAGGAUGAAUGAGUAGCACACCAAAACUAAAAGUAUGACGCUCUUGUCGUUCUAGAACUUUCACCUCUUUUCCCACAACUGCUACCCUGAGUAAGGAGGAAAGUCUAUGUAUUCUGAAUGAUGGACUGACACAACAUGACAUUGACUCAGCUUUGUUAGUGACACUAGAUGAUCCCCUUUAAUAAGAUUGUAUUACCAUUAUUCUGUGUAAAGGGACACAAUAAGUGAUGGGAAGGAUCUGUCCUUUUGCUUGUCCCUCUCACUGUUACUGGGAAGGGUUUGUGUACUGUUUGUGUGUAUUAAUACAUCUAAGUGAGUGUUUGUGUUAUGUACAGUGCAGCCAAAGUACCUGGAUAACUAAUGGCCAUCAUUGUAGCUGUAUGUUAGUGAGAUGUAGUUAGAUGUCCCAUCACUUACGCCUGUGUGACUGCACUGUGUGACACUGUGCAGUUGUCUUUCUCCUUAGGAGCUAGGCAAGCACCUGCUAAGCAAUUUAUAUGCAUUGCAUAUACCACUAGUGUCCUAGAUAAACGCUGUCACAAAAUGAUAUAUAUUCCAUCUGGAGUCAUUAGAAAAUGUAUAUCUUAUUCUAGGCUGAAGUCAGUCAUUGGGAAAGUUUGAUGCUGGUUUAGAAAUGAUUCGUAAAACUGGAUGCUAAAUCGUUAUUUUAGAAAAGAUUUAAUAUUAACAGUAAGAUUGAUUCAGCAUUUAGACAAUGAUCAGGGUUAAAGGACUUUAAUAGUGUCAUGGAAGCUUUCUCACCAGAAAUGAUUAACAUUAUUUCCAUUGUUAAUGUGCUGAUUUUACCAUGGUUUGUGUUCAUGAUUUUCUAACCAUCUAGAAAUACAGUCUUAGCUCAAAAGUUUCAGUUUCGGUCAUAUAACGAAAACUGCAUUUAGCACAUUAGCUUGGUUUAGCAUUACAACUAGUGCUGUUUCUGAGCUAGUAAGUUACAUGAUACAAAACUGAGUAGGUUUAAAUUAAAAAUUCAAGUAAACAAAGGAUAUAAAGAGCAGAAAAUCACAACACAAACAUUACAAUACAUUUAUAAAAUAUAUUUUUUAAGGUUUUUCCAAACAUUUGGCCACAACUGUUUGUUCCCUGUGAUGUUUAUAAAUGUUGACCAUUUACUGUAUAUGUUGACUGACUAAGGGGAUGGGUGACAUUUACUGACUUGUUGAUUGCACUGUAAUUCACUUUAUAAGCAGUUACUUGAAGUAUACUUGAGAGUGUGUUUCUGUCUAUCCAAAAGCCAAUGCAUAUAUGUGGAUUUGUGGUUCAGGGUUAGGUUUCACCAUUUUGAAAGAAUCAUCAGCUGGAUACAUUUUGAUUUACAAAUUCACAUUGAUGUCCAUUCAUAAUGUGUAUAAAAUUGAUUCAGUGAGAGCUGAAUCAGCCAGAUGAACACUAAUUGUUUUGUGCUGGCAUGCACUUCCUGUAGUUAUUUAUGUUUCAUGCAUUGUCUUAUUUUCUGUCCCUCUAAACAAUUAAGAACAGCUGCUUUUCUACCUCCAUUUGGAGGGUAUGUAGUCUGCAUUUGAUGUUUUAAUGUUCUAAUAGUCUGCUGAUUUCUGUAGAGAAUUUGUGUGGUGUCUGCAGGGUUUUCUGGCAUCCGCUUUUUCCUUUAACUGCUUGACAGUCUUGAUUUGUGCUUUAUGCGGUUUCAAGCGCUUACAGAUGUAUUUAAUUUAUAGUCUAGUCCCUGCACUCUUCACCUCAUUCCAACUAAGCACUUAUUAAAGACAACUUUACAAUAGAUUACAAGAUAUGAAGGAACACAUGUUCCUUAUAUUUUUUACUUGUUUGUCGAGGCUAUGAAUGUGGAUAGUUUGUUCGGUCUCUUGGUUUAUCAGAAAAUAUCUCUUGAGAUUAAAUGAGAAUCAAGUGGUCUUUGAAAACUCUGGAGACAAAGCUACUCAGAGAGUAGGACGUUUGCUCCAAAUAAAAUCGCUAUUGUCCAUUUGUUCAAUGAAUUGUUCGUGAAUAACAUUAGCUAUUUGGCCAAAUGACAAAAGGUUUGUUGUUUUAAAGUUUUGAAUACAUGUUUAAGUGUCACAUAAGGCCUUGAUAAGAUUGUCUUGAAUUUAUUGAAGCCAUAUUAUAGGCAGAGUUGUAUAUGUUGGCCCUAAAUGCUGAUAAAUUUGAGUAAUAAUAUUUCUAUUUAAUGUUACAUACAGUUGUAUAGUAAUUUAAUUCAUGCAGCAGAGAGGGGAUCUGUGUGUGUACAGGUUUCACUUAAUUUGUGAGUGCCAAAUAUUUGAAAAUAUCCUCACUAAUAUUGAGAAACUUGUUGAAAAUCCACUAGUGAGGACAUUUUAGAUGGUCCUCACUAGUACAAAAAGGCUCAUAAAUCGGCCAAAUCAUGUUUAGCUUUAAAUCUACAGAUGUGCACAGGUUUCUGUGAGGGUUAGGUUUAGGGAAUAGAAAAAUAUCAUUAGCCUGCUAUGAAAUCAAUGGACAUCUAUGAGAUGUCCUCACUUGUAUAGUUAAACAAACCUGUCUGUGUGUGUGUGUGUGUGUGUGAGAGAGAGAGAGAUUUAAAAUAUGAAAUUCAUGACUGGACAUGGAUUAAUUUGUUUUCAUGAGUCACCUUGCUUUGGAUGUUACUUCUUUCCUUCGAUGAACAUUUUUAUCCACAGACUAUUUGGAUUUGAACACUAUAGAGCCUCAUCCUCCAUUAAAAAGUCUAUAGUUCCAAAUUCAUGCUUAUAUUUUCCCACUUGAUCGGGUUAGAGACUUUCUUAGCAUAUUUUUCAGGCUUAGGCAUUGACAGUUACAAGGUUCGUGUCAAUGAUCAACUGGGCUUAGCAUUAAUAUAGAGUGUUUUUUUGUUAUCACAAAAUGUGCCAUAAUAGAUGCAUUCUCACAUAGAUAUACAAUGAUGGAUCUCUUGUAGAAUUAUUACUCAAAUAACACUUUUAGGCUAAAAUUGCAAUGCUUAAAUGUUUUAGAUACAAGGAAUCAAGUUUUUCUUUACCAAUAUACAUAAAGACCACUUUUUUAACACUAUAUUCAUGCGAUUAUCAGCCAAUCGUUUGGCAGCAAUGCAAUGCAUAAAAUCAUGCAAAUACAGGUCAGGAGCUUUAGUUGCCACAUGACUGGCUAAUCACAUGAAUAAGUAGGUGUACAGGUGUUCCUAAUAAAGUGGUCAUGAAUGUAUAUCACAUCCAAAUAUGAUUUGAUUUUGUAUACAUCAGUACUGCUUAUGUUAUGUAUUCUGUUUAGGUUCCAGUUACUUAAUAUCAGGUAAAUGUUUAGCCUUAAAAGUCAACUUCAUAAUAGAAAUACUUUCAGGAAUCUAUGAAGCUAGCAAUUUGUUACAUACUGUAAAAGUGAGUUGCAUCAGUAGCUCUGUAUCUGUUUAGCAGGAUUGUAUGACUGUGCCUAGAGGAUUACAUCUUACAUGGGACAAUUUUUUUAUGCUGGUUUUGUUUGAUCUUUAAUUUCCAAAUAGCGAUUCCAAUUGUUUAAAUUUUUCAUCUGGCACUUUCAUUUUCUUUGUUAGUCACUAUCAACCCACUUUGUGAAACAAGUCUUGUAAGUCUGUAAAUGUAUCAUAGUGUCUAUUAAUAUUUUCAUGUAGAAUAAUAUUUUAAUGGUAAAAAUUAGUGUGUGCAGACAUCACAGCAACACAGCUCUUGACCCUCAUCGCUCUGUAAAAGUAUCUAAAUUAAACAGCAUGGUGAACAAAGA
Myxocyprinus asiaticus (Chinese sucker) is the source of this 6204-nucleotide messenger RNA. Its product is annotated as syntaphilin-like. Lineage: Eukaryota; Metazoa; Chordata; Actinopteri; Cypriniformes; Catostomidae. The transcript has 7 exons. The record is from RefSeq and is a predicted model, not a curated record. Gene Ontology annotation, cellular component: cytoplasmic microtubule; mitochondrion. Gene Ontology annotation, biological process: neuron differentiation. Bases 260 to 2398 code for a protein of 712 amino acids.